This is a messenger RNA of Rhopilema esculentum, 13428 nucleotides long. RefSeq lists its product as uncharacterized. Lineage: Eukaryota; Metazoa; Cnidaria; Scyphozoa; Rhizostomeae; Rhizostomatidae. The record is from RefSeq and is a predicted model, not a curated record.
AUGUUAACUCCUGCUAUCCUAAAGUCUUUGACUGAGAAUGCAGCUACUAAAAUUAGAAACAGUGCUGUUUUCUCUAAACCAAUUCAGCAUGAACUCUCAAUUUAUCAGCUAACUGAGCUUGAAAAAUGUAGCCCACAGUUCAAAAUUAUUUACGAUAUAUACAACUCUUUUCAAAAGAACAGGGAUUCAGAAAAGUUCUACGCAAGUUUUUAUGCGUCUGUCCCAUUGAAAUCAAGAGAUUUCUUUCCAGGCCUGGCAUCAAAUGCAGCAACUUUACUUGCUACCAAGUUUGCAGAUAUGAUGAUUGUUCAUUUGAAAGAAUUGACCCAGAAAAAUCCAAAAAUACAUUGUAAAGAAGUGUGUGAAAGAGAACUAGGAGGGCUACAGUAUAUUGGAGGGUAUGUUUUGCAUAACCUGCACAAAAAAUACAGAAAUGGAAAAAAUUGGCGUUCAUUAGAAUGCCAGCAUUUGAUGGCAAUUUUACGUGCCUGUAAAGCAGAUGAUGCUGACACUUCAGACAACCGCCUUGUUGCAUGUUUAAACAGAGGCGGUCUUUGGGCAAUCAAAAAAGAAUUGGAGAUGGUUUUUUUAAUAACAGAACAAUACUUCAGGGCAGGCAAAUCAACAUCUGGAGUUGAAAAGUUAAAUUUUCAAGGUAUAAUUAAUGCAGCAAUGAAUGAUGAUCAUCUCAACAGCUUGUUUGCUUCUGUGGUUUCAGAAAUUGACAUAUGCCCAAGCUCCUACUUAGUCAAAGAUCUGCUCUUUAGUAUCCUGUCUUUGUAUGUACGCGUACGUUGCUUUUCACAUGCACAUGAUAUUAUUCAGCAAUACAAAUUGCACUCAAGACAAGUGCGAUCUAAAGGAUUAAGAGCUGAAAUAAAAAGACAAAGUGGCCAUAAAUCAAAAGUUCAAAAAUAGGAAAAUGACAUUGUUGUUAUAAAACUGGAAACAAUUUUCUUUAUUAUUUAAAUACAUUUAACAUCUAGCUGACACAGUUCUGCUUUUAGUAACUUUAUACAUGUUGUGACUAGUACCUUAAUUUAAGUAAUUUUAAUGGAAUUUGCAUUUUCAUGAUACAGGAUGUCUCAUAAAACAAAUUGUUGCUUCCUUGUCAAAAUUUAACUUGAAAGUUUACUUUGAAAAUUGCAGUUUGUGUUUGGGAUUACCACAUUUGUGAAGCUUAUGACACAGGGAAGACCAAAAGAAAAGGGUUAAGAAAGUUUGUGCAUAGACCUCUGAAUCAUCUAUCAUAGAUAACAAGUGCACAGGACUGCCAAAAGGGGAGGGUAGCCAGGGCAAGUGCUUAGGGCCCAGGCUUAUUUUGGAGCCAAUAAUUUUAGAAUCUAUAUUAAUUAUCAUAUUCAAGAAUCUGUAUUCAUUGUCAAGCAAGACCCAUUGGUUGGCCCAGGGAACAGUCUUGCUCUUGGUCGCCCUGCAAGGGCAGACUGACAGCUACUCAGGUUGCCAUAUAUUUAAGAAUUACAUUACCCUUAAAGCAACUAGUUAUCAUUUCUAAAUAAACAUUUUGGCUGCGAAACCAUCUCUGAAAGAGAAAAUGACAGUCUAUGUUGCCAGACAGCAUCUAGAAUAUUCAUGUAGAAUGGAGUUAAAUAAAAGUAAAGCUUGAGUAAUACUGUUCAUAAGAUUUGUAAGAAUGAGGAUGCUUAGGGGCUUAACAGUAAGGUUGUGCACACUUGAAUAACUGUUUAUGCUCAGUACAAACUAAAACAGAUAAAGUCUAAUAGUCAACCUAUUUAUUGAAGCUAUGUUUGAUUUUUCGACAGGGCACUGGGUCAUCAGAAAAAUUCCACCGUGAUCUGGAUUUAUCUUUCCUCCCUCUAGUAUUUCCACUUUCACAUGAAAUGGACCUUUGUGUGCGAAUUGUAUUUGCAUUGUAUCCAAACUGCCGAAUGUCAGGAUUGUCAUUCCUCCUACCAAGUUUUCCCUGGUUGCCAAAGUAUUCCUCUACGGGAUCCUGACAGAACCUUUCUGUCAAAACAAAAUCAACUCCUUGACAUAUCAAAUAUUUGGUGGCCUCUAUCACUGAAUAUGUUGUUAUUUGCAAUCCCUCGUAAGUUUGUCUUGAUCGAAACAUUUUUGCUUUACCAUUUUCUGUAAACUGCCCAGGCCUAUGAUCCACACAAUCUUUCCAUGAAGAUUCUUUGACUUUAAUUCAUGUGAUUUAUUGGCUUUUGCAGCUUGCUGUGCACAUGGUAAACACUGCUCACCUGGAGAAAUGAUACUGCACCAGAUGGAGCACCAGUACUCUUUUCUUGGAUACUGCUUAGAGCUUUCAUCCAUAGAUAAUGGAUCUUGAUAAGUUGGUAUCACAUGAUUCACCACAUUGCCCGAAAUAUCUAUCGGCGAAUUUCCGUUGCAAAUUGGAUAACCUUCUAUAUCUUUAAUCAGGUUUGAUAUGAAAAUGUUGCGCAGUGACCGAAAAUUCUUUGUGUAAAUAGGAUUGUUUUCCCGCAAAAACCAGCCAUAGACUGAUACAAAGAAUGCCAAGCCAACAUCAAUUGUGAUUUCAUAUUUGGGGAUAAGAGUAAAUUCCUCGACUUUUUUCAAAACAAUGCGAUCUUCUUUAAUGUUUACAGACCAGCCCUCCAAAGCCUUUAGGCUUGAAACUCUAUUGAUGACAUCUUUGAAAUCUUUAUAGCAAUGUUUUGCUACAGCAACAUGGUCUUUCACAAUGGUCCUUGCCUCUCUUUCUCUUGGUUUUGGGGUUUCGCAACUCUUUUUUGGCAUCUUUAAAGUUGGUAAUGCUCCAAACCUCUUUUUGAUUUUUGUUCCAACAGCUAAGGUAACGAGAAACACAUCAAUUAUACCUUAAUAAUCAUUCGCACGCUGCUACACUGCAUCGACAAGGGACAUUACCCAACCCCAAAGUUCGUCGGGCCUAAGUAGAUAUAUAUAAUGCGCCGGUUUUCUUUUAAAAGGAUACAUUACAUGCAAAGUUAUUAUUUUGAGAAAAAUGUUUUCUUUUCUUUGCAACGUAUUCAUCUGUUAGGAUAGCCAUUUGAAUUAAUCAAAGAAAAUAACUAUGACUUAAAUGAAGUGGAAGGUCAAAUAAAUCGAUGAACACAGUUUGGCCUAAAGAAGAACAGCGUAUUAUCCCUUUAGGAUAAGCGGUCAAUAUAUAUCAAAUAAAACAUAAUAAUAUAAAUAAGACACUUACAAACUUCUAUCUCAUGUGGGUGGAAGUGUUCUUCGCAGGUGUGAACUGUGUCCUGUUCUAUUUGCCUUUUAAAAUUUGCAUCCAGUUCUCUGUGCUUUUUUAAUUCAUUCAGCCAUGCAGCCCGCCACUCCUGGUAGGGCUUCGAAGGACGAUUUGGGACUUUAAAGAUCCCGAUUCCUUUAGAUCUCCGAGAUUUUCCACAACCAUACACCGAGCAAUUAUCUCCUGGCAUAUUGACGUAAACAUAAGACGGGGCGAUCUAUUUAUCAAAAGGACAUCCAAACUUUCACCAAAGGUCCUACCAUGCCUAAUCGCUCUAACAUUCAACGCAAAGACUUGUGCACGGUCAUUGUCACGUGCCUCGAAGUAAAUCACGUGACUCGAAACAAAGAGUUCUUCUUUUGAAGUGCGCCGCGGUUCAUAACCAGAGUUCUCCUCUAUUAACUAUGGUUCCACAGUAGAUUUGAGGAAAAUUUAUCUGUGUAGGGUUGUAGUUAAAAAAAUUUGAUGUCUAUUUUAGCAAGUUUUACACGUUAUUUUUUAAUGGACGGUGGUAAAAAUUCCCAAUUUUCGGCUUUGGCCUAAGUUUGUUUACACUUUCCAGAGCUGUGAUUGGCUCAGUGGCGAGAGAAGUCACGUGAUUCAGCCAAUCAAGAUUCGAGCCUUAUCCUAUUUAUACUUUUUUACAACUAGUUUACAGCAAUAACAGUUUACCUUAAUAAUAUCAGUCUUUCAAUUUUUUAAGAAAUUCAAUCAUAGUAAAUUCUUGAAGAGGUGUAUUUAAUAUAUUUCUUUCGCUAAAAUUAGAUCUAAAAGCAUAUAAAAGCGCAAUAGCUUUGACAUAUAAUGAAUGCACUGGAAUAUGUAAUGCCAUACCACAUUGAUAAUUUUGCACCUUUAAAUCAGCUCAAUACAGCAAUAAAAAAUGCAUUACUCUCGUUUUACUUAAUAUCGUUGCAAGCAAUAAUGGUGUUUCACCAUUUCCAUUUACAGUGUUCACAUUUGCAUCUUUUCUAUCAUAUAAUUCAAUAUAAAUCGAUGCUCUACCCAUACUCUAAUAUGAACUUCAUUCAAAAAGGUAUUAUCCUAUGCAAGGAAGUAUUUUGAUGUUGGCUUUGAAAAAAGCAAACAUUUUACGACAUACUAAAAGCUUUUUUGACUGACACUCCUCAGAGCAUAAAACGUUAGAAUAAGGUUCUGAAAGAACAUUGAAAAUAUAUACCCAGUUGUGGAUUGAAAUAGGCCAAUCAGAAGAACGCAAACACAAGAUCAGUAUAGUUGACCAGUCAGUGCCGCGAGCCUGAAGAAAAAUUACCAAUGGAGUCCAAAACAUCUAGCAGUUUUGGAGUCGAUCUACAUAAAAACGAAUUUUUAAUGCUUUUAUGUACUUUUUUUACUUUUAGCUUUUGAAUUUAAUUUUUACUUUACUUUUACAGUAGGCCCUAAUGUAAAGAAUUUUUCUCUUUUUAAAUAAAUUAUUAUAGGCUACCCACUUUAACUAGUGAAUUAUUAAGCAUCAUGAAUUAUGAAUUAUAAUUAUAACGUAGAUAAAUUAUUAUAGUCAACAUCACGGGACAUUUUUCUCUUGCCAAUUUCUUAUAUGAUUUUCUCUUAAGCUUUAUGUGGUAGAUUAUUGCUGUGAAUUGCAACGGAAGUGGCUUUUUGGCAACCUGCAUUCUUGUGCAAACAUGAUCGCCAAGAAUUAGUUUACACCUUAAAGACGUCAAUUUACGGCAAUAAUCUACCACAUAAAGCUUAAGAGAAAAUCUUAUGCAAAGAUAGCGAUCAUGUAAAACAAAUGCAAAACACGAUGCAGAUGCAGAGACAGCGAAGAUGCAAAACAAAUAACAGACAAAUAGACACGUAUAAAGAUCUGGUAACUAAAAUCAAAGCUUCCGAUUUACCCUUUAGCUCUGAAGGGAAGUGCUAUGAACAUCUUGCUCUUGGAAAAAUAUUACACUAUCUCUAUAAUUCUAGACUGAGUGUGAAGCAGUUGGACCAGCUAAACAAUAUAAUAACCAUCGCAGUUCAAGAACUAUUUUUGCUCUACAAGUCCACAACACGAAUUGCGAUAUUCCUCCCCUAAGGAAAUGGUGGUAUUGGCAUUAAGCGGAUUUCUGAUGUCUAUAGAUCGACACAUUUAGCCUUUCUUAUUACAAUGCUAAAUCAUGAUGUGGUGCAUUAAGCAUAUUGCGAGGUCAUCUCUUGAGCUAGACAUGAAAAGAGAGGAUAUGCAUUAACUCAUGAUGGUUUCUUGGCCUGUAACUCAAAUCUCAUUUGUCAGUCCGACUGGCCAGAUAUGGUAAGAUAUGCAAGAAGCUUGAACGUUGAUAUUAAGUAUGUGAAUGACAAGGCGAUGGCUCACAUUAAAUGAGCAUCGAGUGACAAUCAGUGUGAGCUCCAAAAGAAGCUAUAUCAGCUCUGUGUUGAAAGAGAUAUCGAGGCUUCAAAGGAAUUAACUUUGCAAGGAUGUUAUCUCAAUCAUGGAAAUAUUCAUAUAAAAACCGCCACACUCGACCUAUUAUAAUUGGAAAGUUGAUGAUGCUCUUGUGAUUUUUGCAAUCAAAACAAUGCUUAGUAUUCUUCCGACCAACUUUACUCUUCACCUGUGGAAUAGAGAUCACAGUCCAGAAUGCCCAUUCUGUCACAGACAUACAGAGUCCCUAGCUCACAUAUUAAACGUUUGCAACAAGUUUAAGAAUUUCUAUUCACGUCACCAUGAUCGAAUUGUGAAUAAGAUUGCAGAAUUUAUAAAGGAAAAUAAGCCACGGGCAAAAAUUUCAUCAAACUUGAUAGCAGAAACCAUAUUUCCAGAAUUUAAAAGAAAGGAUUAAGCAGAUUGUUCAUCGUAAACCAGACAUAACACUGCCUCUAGUGCACUGAUAUACUGAUAUACCAUUCUCAAUGGUAUACAGAGGCAGUGCACAAUAGUUGAAAUAACUGUUUGCUAUGAUUUAUAUUUGGAAAAUGCUUAUCAGGAGAAAGUUAGAAGAUAUAAGGAGCUAUCUGAUUAUCUAGAGAGAAAUGGAUUCUCAGUGCAGCUGGUUGUUCUUUGUUUUGGUUCGCUUGGGUGUAUAAAAAGUGACAUAUGGCUGGGAUUGAGAAACUUCUCCCAAAGUAAAGAAUAAUAAUAAUAAUAUAAUAAUAACAUGAAUCUUUAUACAGGAUUACCACUUCAAUGUUACUGCUGUUAUCAAUGUGUGUCCUGAUUAACGUAAAAAGAUAUUAUAUAAAAAAAUGAAAAAUUUACAGCAAUUGUAUUAAUACCAUAUGUUACAUAUUUAAAAUAAGGAGUCUAAAUCAUAUCUAAAAAAAGAAGCAUAGGUAAAAUUUUGCUUAAGAUGCUGUUCAUAGGCAUUGAAUGAUUCAGUUUUCCGUAUGUUGAUAGGCAGUUCAUUGUAAAUUUUUGCUGCCAUGAAACGAAACGAUUUGCGUGCAUAUUCAGUUUUAAUUUUUGGAAGCUUGACGAGACAUUAAUUGUUUCUUGUUCUCAAAUUGGGGUCAAAGUAGCCUUGAAACUUGUCAAAAAUGUCCUUGUCAAUACACUUGCGCAUCCCCUUACAUGCACGGAUCUUAUUUGCACUGACAACUGACUGAAUUCUUCCGCUAGUUUUCAAAUUUCCUUGUAUUGUUCUUAAUUUAACGAAGCUAGUCUUAUUAAUUGGGUGUCAGUUAGCUUCAGCAGUAGUAUUCCAGAGUAGGUAAAAGUAGGCAGAAUCAGUGAAUGAUAAAUCGUCUCCGCAGCAGUGAGAUCAAGAUAAUCUCUAAGCUUUCCCAGCAGCAUCAGCCUGCUUGAUGCGCAUUUAAAACAUUUGUCGAAAUGGCUAUUGAGAUUCAAAAAGCUGUCGAUUUCAAUGCCAAGAUAUUUGUAAUGGCUUGUAUUCAAUACAUUUGCACUUCGGUACAUGACAGUGAGUGUCUCAUUUUGCUUUGCAAUCCUCUGUGAUGUUCAGAAUAGAAGCGACUCAGUUUUUCCUUUUUUAAGAUUUAUUAUCAGCGCAUUUUCGUCCAGCCACUUGGCAAUAGCAUCCAUAUCUUUGGUGAGCUCAGAAUUAAUAACUGCUACAUCUUUAUGAGCUACAUAUAUCACUGUAUCAUCAGCAUACUACAUAAUUUUUGCACUUUUUAUCACAUUGGUUAUGUCAUUGAAAAAUAUAAUGAAAAGGAGGGGACCCAGAAUUGAUCCUUGCGGCACUCCUGCUUGAAUGUCUUGCUUGUUAGACAAACAGACACCAUAGCUAACAGCCAUUGAUCGAUGAAAAAGAUAAUCUGUAAACCAUCCAAGUUCUUCAUCACAGAUUCCGUACUGAGGUAAUUUCUGAAGCAGGUUCGAAUGACUGAUGGUAUCAAAUGCCUUACUCAAGUCAAUGAACGUUUCACCAACUACUUUCCUUUCAUCUACAUGUUGCCGAAUUUCAUCAAAUAAGAGAUUUGCUGCUAACUCCGUGGACAACUUAGGUCUAAAUCCAAAUUGAAUUUUUGAUAGAAACUUAUUAACUUCGAGGAAUCCCAUGAGUUGCCGAUGUAUCUCCUUUUAAUAUAAAGAAUGUGAUGAAAUGGUGUUCAAUAUCUUGUAUAAUUGGAGGAAACUAUAUCUGGAGGAGCAGAGUUAUUGGGACAAUAGUUAUUAGUGUUGAAUAGACUUUAGCUUAUACAUACCUGGAAAUACGGUAACACACCAGUUUUUAAGCAGUUUUUUUGCUUAGUAUCUUGGUCAAGUAGUUAUUCGCUCGUGGUAGAUUCUUCCCUCUGCUCAGUUGGAACCUGUAACUGGGAACGCUCGGCUCCAUGGCAUACACUACUGUGUUGAUACCUUCAGAAGCUUUAUAACAAGUUUAAAAUACAAGGCUGGCUUUAAUUAAAAUAUUUUCUGACUGAUAUGGUUAGUGGGACACGCCAAGCUGUUCAUGUAGAUUUUUCAGGACGUCUGACAGGAUGUCCAUAAGCCGAAAUCAAGCAUAUCAAAUGUUCAAUCUACGUUGUUAAAUUUGCUGUUUUCUAUUUUCUUAAGGUAUUGCUUGUGGUAAGUGUAAAAGCAGCGAGAAAUUACUAAUAAAAACUCGUGCAACAACCUUCAUUCAGUACACUCCCCUCACGAAAGUACCCGGAAAGUUCUAAGAUCGAUUGCGCUUUCAGACAAAAACAAAUUUAGGCUGGCAAAAACGACUUUUUAGCUUUGCGAUAAUAGUUUUUCUAGAAACCCUUCCAAAAUAAACCAGAACAUUAAAAUAAUGCAAAAAUUCUGCGCUUUUAUCCGUUAUAUUUUUUUGUUAAAAUGAGAAACCUUCGCGCUACAAGCCUUACGCAAAUCAACUGAUAUCAAAUAUAGGGAGAACAGCAAAGUCCGGUGACUUGGACUCGGCCAAUAAAACAUGGUAAUUUUUAACAAUCUGGUUAUUUAGACAAGAAUAUUUUCGAAUAAAGAGAAAUACAACGUGUUCACUCUCAGUUGGGAAAAAUUUUUGCAUGGAGAUCCCUUGGAUCGAUUAUAAAACAUGGAUGACAUUUGGUAACAUUUUUCCAAAACAAAAACUUUCUUCUUGCAAAGCAGACAUAUCAUUCAGGGCAGGGCCAUAAAGCGAUAUUAUUUCUUUACAGUUGCAAGUCUUGCUGAAAUCGAUCGGUACGAGGGCACAUUCACAAUACACCUUUUCAACUAAUCGCGUCGAAGGGAACUGGGUCGAGAUUUGUGGUUAAAGACCUUGCGUGUUGUGUUGUUAUUCCUUGGAAUUAUGUUUGCGAAAGAGCAAAGUUUGCUUAGUUUGCUUGAAUUAAAUCGAUUCAUUGAGAUUUCAUCACAAAAGAAGCUUUUUUAAAAGCUAAUUGACGGAAGUUACCUCAGUUGCUGGCGUUUUUGUCUGCCUUUUGCUGUCAUUUAGCACAUAAAUUUACUCAGAAGCGAUGGUGAAUGGAAACUGUGCCGUAGUUAAUUGCACUAACAGCAACUACAAACUGAAAAAAAGAAGAAGGAACACUGUGCAAUACAUGUUGGACAAAUUCACGCCGAUUGCUACUGCCCUCACCCUUUUACACUGCACAGAUUUCCAAGUACACGGUUGAAUUCGGAGAGACGAGCUGUGUGGAUACGCAAAAUCAACAGGCAGACAGCAAAGAAAACUCGCUGGACUCCUGGAGAGAGUGACCUAGUAUGCUCAAAGCAUUUCGUUGACGGGCUUCCUACCUUGCUCUCUCCUCGAUCAGUCUACCUACUGAGAGAGCUCCUCCUUAAGAAAUUCCUCUCCAUACGAAAUUCUAUGUCCUCUUAUUGUAAAAUUUGUCAUUUUUUGUCAUCUGUUUUAAUUUGUUAUUCUAGUUAAUUGUAUGUAUUUUAGAAAGAUUUUUGUAUGUAGUGGAAUUUUAAAAUUAAAACUGAACUGAACUGAACCUUGGAAAACCCAGAUCCAACACUAGGCCUGUGGUAUAAAAGGCCUACAAAGAAGAUGAGGAGGGUUCUGAAACGCCAAAAUCAUGAACCUGAGGUUGCUGCCACACAAGAAGUUGUGGGGGUCGGCUGUGAACAAUGUGAUGAAAAAGAACAGAAAAUAUCUUCGCUGGUUGCCCAACUCGAUGAACUGACAAAAGAGAGAGAUACUUUGAGGUCUGACCUAGAGCAUCAUAAAAGUAUGGCUAAGCAAGGCAGGUUAAAUAAAAAAGACCUUUCACUUGGAAAAGCAUUAAAAGUGAUUUAAAGAUGAAGUUCUACACAGGAAUUGAGAGUAUCACGAUAUUUUGUGCCAUAUUCACUUUGAUAAAGCCUUGUUUGCCAAAUAUCUUUUACUGGAGAAGAAAAAAGAGGAUCUUUGAUUCUUCAUUAAAAAGGAUUGGCACAAAUCGCCAGCACAAAGUUUGUGGGAAAGAUCAAUUCCUCCUAACACUCAUGCGCCUCAGACUUGGCCUGAUGUAUGAGGACCUUGCUGAUAGAUUUUCCAUUUCAGUAGGGACAUGCUCAAACAUAUUUUCAACUUGGGUAAAACUUCUUGCUAUUCUUUUAGGGGAUGCCUUAAUAUUGUGGCUCCCAAAGCAUACAAUAAAAGCAAAUUUACGCAGUGUUUUCACUAAAGGAAGGUAUCCAAAAGUUUGGUGCAUCACUGACUGCUUCGAAAUCUUCAUAGAAAGGCCACAGUCUUUAGAUGCACAAGCCAGGACAUGGUCAGAAUAAUACUCUAAAAUUCCUUAUAGGUAUUUCACCAAGUGGAUACAUCAUGUACAUCUCAAAAUGCUAUGGGGGAAGAGCAUCUGAUAGAUUUAUUUGUAGGGACAGUAACUUUUAUAGCUUCUUGGAAUAUGGAGAUGAAAUUAUGGCUGACCGUGGUUUUCAAAUUCAACAAGAUUUGCUCCACUAUUAUUGCAAUCUCACAGUGCCUACAAGUGCCCGUACAAAAUCAGAAAUGACAAAAGAUAAAUGUAAAAAGACAAAGGAGGUAGCAAACCUCAGGAUCGUUGAGCGUUGAGCAAGCAAUCAACAGAAUCAAGGGAUUCAAAAUUUUGAAGAACAUUGUUGCUAUUAACAUGAUACCUCUUGCAGAUGACAUUGUGCGUACUUCUGCUCCAUUAUGUAAUCUUCAGUCAUGCUUAUUAAGCCAAGAGAUUAAAAACUCAGUACAACUACUGUUUUUUGUUUAAUAUCCUUUUACCUUUGGAAAACAUUGCUUUUUCAUGUGUGCUGAAGAUAACUGUAUGCUACAAAUUAGAAGCUGUAUUUUGCUUAACAAAAAUUGAAAAUGCAGAAUGUUUUUAAAUUCAUUACAGUAAUGCUUUUGACAUAUAUUUUGCCAACUACUUAAAGGUCAUAUGAAACGAAAUUUUUUAUUGGCCAUUUUACGCAAUUGGAUGGCGCUGAUUGCGAAAAUCUUGGUUAAAUUUUUGAAAGAUACCUGUAAGACACCAAAAUUUCAACUUGAAAACUCAAUUUUGGAGACCAAAAGUGAUACCGGGGUCUGGGACGAGAAGACAGAAGUGACGUAAUAGGUUUGACAUGUUCUUGGCCUUGAAGCCGUAGUAAACAUAAACAUUAAGCAACUGCAGAGGAGACGUAUGGUAAUGUUGAUUUGGAUCAGUCUUCGAAUGAAUUAAAUGAGUUAGGGAGCAUUGGCUGAAUUUGGUGGCCUUUCUAGCUUUACUAGCACAAAACACCGGUAUCCUCCAAAGAAGAAUCAUCAAUCCUCGUCGAGCGAACGAUGUGAGGGAAAGGACUAGGACCAUCCUGGGCACAGAAUACUUUUUCUCUUCUGUGUCCUGGGAAUGAAGAUUGCAUUUGAUCAACACAGCUUGGAGUUUGGUUUGAGAGACAUAUUGCCCUGAAUCAAAGGUAAACUAAAUUCUUUAUUUUUUUAUUAUCUUUACAAUUUAUAGUAUUUAAAGGCAGAAACUUUCACAGACACGAGCCUGGCCUACUGGCCUAAAGCAAACGGGAUACUAGCCUGAUAAACAGACCUUGCUGUGUGUAAGUUUCACUAUAUUGGCGAACUCUAUUUCAUUAAAUUGGUGGGAAAAGGGAAAGACUGAAUCGUGAAUAUAUUUUUCUAUCACAGGUGCUCGUGUACAAAGUGCUCAACAUAAUCGCUUAUCAGACAAGGAAGUACACUGCUGCAGCCGAGAAAUAAACGAGACGUAGGACACGCUCACAUCUGAUGGUUUAUCAAACAGGCAUGAAUAACGGUGUAACAGAAUAAAACCUCUUCAAGGAUCUUGUCCACAAAGAAGUUCUCCUCCUUGCCGGCUCAUAUUUCAAGGACAAGACUCAAAGUCAGUACGAACUGCUCUCACUUGUGGAAUAAAAUCAACACUUGCUGUUGAAUCAGGAAGUGUUGUCACAAGGAACUGAACGAACAUCAAGCAUUUCCCAGGGCCGCUGAAAGCAAGGCCGGGCCCAGCUCAAUGCUUGGAAUCCUGUCUAAAAUGUAUUUGAUAUGAACUUGAAAUACAUAGAAUUUUUUCUAUGUACUUUAGAUUUAUAUUCCUAAAGCCUUUUUUAAAUUUUCUCAAUGCAAAUUACCAUGUCAUAACUACAAUUUGAUUAUCCUUACAAAAUAAUUUUGCUGUACAAUGAGCAUAUAGUUUUCUAGAACAAUCUUGUUUUACGUACUUUUGCAAAGUUCCAUGAGUGAUCUAUGGGAAAACCCUUCAAAUUCCUUGGACUUCCUUGUGUUUUGCAACUGAUUUUUGAAAAAAAAAUCCUCAAAGGCCUGGGAACAAGUACCCUCGUCUAAAAAUAGCUCAAGGGGUACUUGACAGUUGAAGGCAGUAUCCCAUCUUCAGCAAUCAAGUCAUGUACUUGCAGCACGAUUCUUGCUUUGAUUGUGUUUUGAAACUGAUUUUUGGGAAAAAAUCCUCAAAAGCCUGGAAUCGAGUACCCCAGUCUAAAAAUAGCACAAGGGGUAAUUUGCCACCUUGGGUCUGCAUACUAUCUUUUUCCGCUUAUCAAACUCUGUAUUUUCACAGAGUUUCAUGCUUUUAUCGCGAUCUUCAACUGAUUUAUGGAAAACCCCUUCAAAGGCCUGGAAUCGAGUACCCCAAUCGAAAAAUAGCACAAGGGGGCAUUUGCCAGAUAAGAUAUGCAUCCUAUCUUUUUCAGCGUGUCAAACUCUGAAAAAAUUUCGUGCUUUUAUCUUGUUUUGCAAGAUUUUUUCAUCAACAUCACUCACAAAGGUUCCAAUGGCUAUCGAAGGGACGUGUCAAACCUAUUACGUCACAGCGUCGAUCUGACCGCAUUCGAGUGGCAUCGCUUUUGAAGGUCACUUUUUCGGGCUUUCGAGCGCCAUAUCUAGACAAGUUCAAGUCGUAGAAAGAAACGGGAAACGGCGUCUUGACAAGCAAAAAAAGUUCUACCAAAUAUGUGAAAAUCGUUUUUCGGUUCAUAUGACCUUUAAGGACCAACUAGAGAAAACCUUUUUUUGAUGAGGACUUGUUUGAGGAGUUUGGGACUUAAAUAAAUUAUCUAUGAAACUUAUCAAAUACAGUUCACGUAUUGGUGGGAACUUUUUGAAGGGUGAAGUCUAUUACCAAUUUUCUAGUCCUAGCAAAGGGGCUUACUUGAAACCAAAGGCUUUUAGGAAGUGGGCCAAAUCAAGGUUUACAGUAUGUUAAAUGGCAACUUGAUAUAGUCCUGUAAAGGUAUUUUAUGCCUUACUCGAAAUAGAAGGUUUCCUUUAUAUUCUCCUUAGGGUUUGGUAAUGAUUAUAAACCAGAAUAUAGUAAUUAAACACAGUUCAUUAUCACAUUGGGAUUAAAUUUAACCUGAAAUUUAGGUU